CGGUGACUUGUGGGGCUCUGCAGAUAUAGCGGCGAUGACUCGGGAGGUCCUGCGGGGUCUCCAGUCCCAGGAAGAGGACCAGUCCAUCUCUCUAGUGACCAUUUCUCUAGGUUUCUCUUGUAUCUCACAAACACCUCGGCCUUUUCUGGCUCCUGUUGGGGAAUUUACCAAAUGAAGGACGCCAGCGUUUUUGCUGCCGUAAUUUCCUCUCCGGCGCAGUUAACUCUGUGGCAGAUUAGUUAGCAGAUGCUUGGUUUGCUUUCUCUGCUCUCCAGAUCGCCGACUGUAUCGCAGCUUGGCGGGGAGUCUCCUAGAUGCUCAAGAAAUGUCUUCGCUUUCAGAAUAUGCUUUGCGCAUGACUCGUCUGAGUGCUCGGCUCUUUGGUGAAGUUGCCAGGCCAACUGAUUCCAAAUCCAUGAAAGUAGUGAAACUAUUCAGUGAGCAGCCACUGGCCAAGAAGAAGGAGACUUACGACUGGUAUCCAAAUCACAACACAUAUUUUGGUCUCAUGGGCACACUGCGUUUUCUUGGCCUCUACAGAGAUGAGCAUCAGGAUUUUAAGGAUGAGCAAAAGCGUCUAAAGAAGCUUCGUGGAAAGGGGAAGCCAAAGAAAGGAGAAGGGAAAAGAGCAACAAAAAAGAAGUAGUGUUGGCCCAUCAAGAGAGAAUUUCUUCCUCAGUGAUUAUGAGAAGAAAGUACCAUCUUUCCAUGUAUUGGAGGAAUGUACUCUGCCUCAGUGAAGGUUACUUGGAGAGACACAAUCCUCCCUGUAUUGAAGUAUAAUUCAAUUAAAUGGUGACUGGUAGCCAGGUGUGGUGUAGCAUACCUAUAAUCCCUGUAAUUUGGGAGGCUGAGGCAAAAGGAUUGCAAGUUCCAGG
Marmota flaviventris (yellow-bellied marmot) is the source of this 878-nucleotide messenger RNA. It is a transcript of the gene Mrps33, whose product is annotated as mitochondrial ribosomal protein S33. The record is from RefSeq and is a predicted model, not a curated record. Gene Ontology annotation, cellular component: mitochondrion. Lineage: Eukaryota; Metazoa; Chordata; Mammalia; Rodentia; Sciuridae.